AUGCUUCUGGAAUUACUGCUUUUGGCGUGUUAUGUGUCAGCGUCGCCCAGACUCUCAGAAGAGGAGGAGUGCUUAUUGGAAGUGGAGAAGCUGAAACGCAGCAUCCGAGGGCUGGAGAACAAGCUGUUAAUAGGCGCCUGGCAGCUCAAGAACCUGCGGCAGCACAAUUUCUUCCACCUGUCGCAUAGACGCCCGCCCCAGAGACACAAUGAAACCACCCUGGAACCACCUUCGCUACCCAAAAUGUCUGGGAAUCUCAUCGUAUAUGACCAUGAUUGUUCUAUGCUAUACGACAGACUGAAGCCGCCGAGCGGGUUCUACCGAAUAAAGCCCAAAUCUGCAGAAGAUCCAUUUCUGGUCUAUUGCGAUAUGUCAGACGGUGGGGGUUGGACCGUCAUACAGCAGAGACGUAACGGGAAAGUGGAUUUUAACCGAGACUGGUCUGAUUACAGAGAUGGAUUUGGAAAUUUCAAAAGAAACAAUGACGAAUUCUGGCUAGGGAAUGAGCACAUCCAUGCGCUGCUCCAAGACGGUGAACAUUUGUUGAAGAUUGAUCUAAUGGACUGGAAAGGAGAAAGGAAUUAUGCAAUGUAUGAAAACUUCAGAAUUGCAAAUGAGAAGGAUAAGUACCAGCUGCAGUUUGGUUUGUACAGUGGGCGGGCUGGUGAUGCUUUGUCCGGAGGGAGUCGCAUGGUAGAGCAGUGGUCCAUCUCCCACAACAGCAUGCAAUUCAGCACCAGGGACGAGGACCAUGACCGUUAUCUGCAGGGUAGCUGCUCAGAGGAGAACAAGGGAGGCUGGUGGUACAACAGGUGUCACGCAGCAAACCUGAAUGGGAAGUUCUACAGGGGAGGGGAGUACAAGGGCAGAUAUGACAAUGGUGUGGUGUGGAUGACUUGGAGGGGCCUGUGGUACUCUCUCCGACACACCACCAUGAAGGUCCGGCCCCUGGUCUUCAUGGACAGCAUGGGAAGUGGUUCUGAGGCAGAGGGUUAG
Megalops cyprinoides (Indo-Pacific tarpon) is the source of this 996-nucleotide messenger RNA. It is a transcript of the gene fgl1b, whose product is annotated as fibrinogen like 1B. The transcript has 7 exons. Lineage: Eukaryota; Metazoa; Chordata; Actinopteri; Elopiformes; Megalopidae. The record is from RefSeq and is a predicted model, not a curated record. Bases 1 to 996 code for a protein of 331 amino acids. Gene Ontology annotation, biological process: blood coagulation.